Messenger RNA from Daldinia decipiens, 1920 nucleotides. RefSeq names its product membrane transporter. The transcript is spliced from 2 exons. Bases 123 to 1718 code for a protein of 531 amino acids. The record is from RefSeq and is a predicted model, not a curated record. Gene Ontology annotation, molecular function: transmembrane transporter activity. Gene Ontology annotation, cellular component: membrane. Gene Ontology annotation, biological process: transmembrane transport. NCBI's taxonomy places the organism in Eukaryota, Fungi, Ascomycota, Sordariomycetes, Xylariales, Hypoxylaceae.
AUGGCUAUAACCCUGCUACCACGAAGUAAUCUUCCUGUAUUGGGGGCCGUUCGACAUCGUAAAUCCAAUCGCUGUUCUUGCGAUAUACCCCCCCGCCGCCGAAGGACGACUAAGCCAUCGAAAUGGCUACCGAUAUAGAGUCGGCGGCUGCCACAGCUCCAGAAACCCCCUCGGGCAACAAUGAUACAUCGUCCUCAUCCUCUCAUGGUGGUCCUAUCGAUACCGAGAAGCUUGGAAGGAGUAGACCUUUACUUUUUGCUAACGGCUGGGUUGAAGUAGGGUUUUGUAUAUCCGUUCUCGGUUCGGUGAUGAUGGGGGAGUUCCUCAUCAGCGGAUUUAGCGUAUUGCUCCCGGUGCUCAUCGAAGACACGGGUAUCGACCCCGGCCAGAGGACCUGGCCCAUCACCGUCUUCUCCCUCGUCGCCGGCUCGUUGUUACUACCCUUUGGCCGGCUUGUCGAUAUGUUCGGCGGCUACCCUAUCUAUCUCGGGGGGUUAUCAUGGCUAACGCUGUGGGCGAUAGUUGGAGGAUUCAGCCGCACUUUGCCGAUGGUUUUAACGAGUCGAGCUCUCCAAGGAGUGGGAGCAGCUGCCUUCCUACCUGCUGGUACGACGUUAUUAGGAACCACUUACCGUCCCGGUCCACGAAAGAACGUUAUAUUCAGCUUUUAUGGUGGUUGUGCGCCUUUGGGCUUCUUCUCUGGGAUCGUUGUUGCAGGUCUUACGGGCGAGUUCCUUUACUGGGGUUGGUUUUUUUGGAUUGCAUCUAUACUACUGGCUUCCUUGUGCUUGAUGACCUUUUUCUGCGUUCCUCAUGAGUGGAAGCGUGGCGACUGGUCCUUAAUGGAUUGGUGGGGUUGCCUUACUAGUAUUUGCAGCUUAAGUCUACUUACAUACGCCAUCACCGAUGCCUCCCACGUUGAAGGCCAUUGGGCUUCCCCUCAGAUCAUCGUUACAUUUAUACUUGGGCUUAUAGCAUUUGCGGCUUUUAUCUAUGUGCAAGGAUGGGUUGCCAAUUCUCCUCUACUACCUUUGGACUUAUUUUCUAUCAAGUACAUCGGACCAAUAUUCCUCGUCCUCUUCAUAGCAUGCGGCUGCUUUGGCAUAUGUCUCUUAUACGCAAGUUUUUAUAUACAGAUUGUCCUUGAAAUCCCGCCGUUACUCGCCGCACUUUGGUUCUCUCCUAUGGCUGCCGGUGGAAUCAUCAUCGCUCUCUUAGGCGGAUUGACACUCCAUCGCUUACCUGGAACUAUACUCCUCCUGCUGGCUGGGACAGGUUUCGUAAUAUGUCCUCUCCUAUUCACCCUCAUCCCCCAAAAUCCUAAUUAUUGGCGGUGGGUUUUCCCGGCAAUGGUGUGUACGACAAUAGGUAUUGAUAUUAGCUUCAACGUGAGCAGUAUCUUCAUUACUACCAAUGUCCCCAAACAUCAGCAAGGCCUAGCAGGAGCAUGUAUCAAUGGGUUGGGAUACCUGGGCAUCAGUUUCUUUCUCGGUUGGGCGGACUUUGCUGUCAUUAGUAGAUCGAGUGGGCUUGGAGAAAGUUACAAGGUGGCUUUCUGGUUCGCUGUCGGAUGUGGAGCCGGAGUCAUCUUGCUAGUCUUGGGCUUCGUCAGGAUUGGUAAAGCCAAAAGUGACUUUACGGUAGAUGAGAAAGCACAGCAAAGAGAAGCAGGUUGCGAAAGUGAGCAAGCUAGGCAAGAGACGGGGAUUAUAACAUAAUCUUGAAAUCUGUAAAAUAUUGAUCGCCUACGUCCACAAUUUCGAGAGAGGGAGACACAGGUUCACAAGUGAGGACCGUUUCGGCCCUCCAGACUUGGUUCGAAGAGACAUUUGCGAUGUGAAUCACCUCUAUUUUCAAUACCGGGUGUAGAAUUAACUGCCUAAGUUGGUUUCUAGAUUUUACUAACUAAAUACUAUUGAG